This is a messenger RNA of Trematomus bernacchii (emerald rockcod), 6512 nucleotides long. RefSeq names its product POZ/BTB and AT hook containing zinc finger 1 (gene patz1). NCBI's taxonomy places the organism in Eukaryota, Metazoa, Chordata, Actinopteri, Perciformes, Nototheniidae. The transcript has 6 exons. Bases 523 to 2838 code for a protein of 771 amino acids. Gene Ontology annotation, molecular function: DNA-binding transcription factor activity, RNA polymerase II-specific; protein binding; RNA polymerase II cis-regulatory region sequence-specific DNA binding. Gene Ontology annotation, biological process: negative regulation of transcription by RNA polymerase II; regulation of cytokine production; regulation of immune system process. Gene Ontology annotation, cellular component: nucleus. The record is from RefSeq and is a predicted model, not a curated record.
UUGCAUUGAUUUUCUUGUCAAACCACAACAUAACUCUCGUGACUUGUACAAUACAAUUAUGCUUGCAGAAUGCACUCGUACAGAGGAAGGGUUUUUUUCUCUUGCUAUUACUGUUUGGUUGGGGGAGGGGUUUUAUAAACAGAGCAGACAGGAAGAGACCUGCGUGUUAACGUUUUGUAAAGAAGACGCGAGAGACCCCUGCUUUGCUGGGGCGCUACUCUGACAGUCAUUACAACGAGAGAAAUAAAACAAAAAACAUUCAAUAUCAAACCCUAGAGAAAUAUUUUCCACCGAACAAGAGCGACCCCCACCCCUCAAGAAACCAGGGUCAAAGUUCACAGGAAGCUGGGGGGCUGCCAUUUUUCCCCGCUGCUACUGCUAACGUUUAACGUUAGAUGCUAAAACGACGGGGAGGGGCGGUUGGUUUUGUAUUUUGUAGCUAACUGCUCGAGACAUUACACACGAAUCUGCUGUUUCUCCGACCGUUGACGCUAACAACCAUUGUUAUUGGAUGAAUUCGGCAUGGAGAAGGUAGCGGAGCCGUCUUGGACUUCUUCGUACACCUAUCAGGUGAGCAAGCACAGUGCGGAGAUGCUACACAACCUCAACGUUCAGAGGAAAGAUGGAGGCAGGUUCUGCGAUGUGAUCCUACGCGUCGGCGAGGAGAGCUUCCCGGCACACAAAGCUGUGUUAGCGGCGUGCAGCGAGUAUUUCGAGUCGGUGUUCAGUCGCCAGACGGAGGGCGAAGGCGACGCCAGAGAGCUGGAGAUGCACACAAUCAGCCCCAAAGUUUUUAAAGACGUUUUGGACUUCGCCUACACCUCCAGGAUCGUGGUGCGACUCGAGUGCUUCCCGGAGUUGAUGACAGCUGCCAAGUUCCUGCUGAUGCGGUCCGUUAUUGAGAUAUGUCAGGAGGUAAUCAAACAAUCAAACGUCCAGAUCAUGGUCCCCACGUCGCGGGGAGGAGACGCCAGCCUCUUCCAGGCCACAGCGGCCGCGGAGCUGGGUUUCCCGGUGGCGCAGCAGGAUCUGGUGAACGGCACGGGGCUGCUGGUGAACGGUCAAAGCUUUGCUAACAAUGCACAGAUGCAUGUGGACGGGAGUGAAGACCCCGGUAUUGUGUUAUUGGAGGACGGUGGCGAUCCUUCGAUGCCACUGUUGGAGCCUGUCGAAGGACUGUCCGUUUCCCCAUCAACGGAAAUACCGGGGAACACGUUUCAGCACGACGCUGCAUCCCCAGGGUCGAAAAGAAACCGGGGGCGAGCAAAGAAAGCUAGCGGGGUUAUGGAGGCUGUACACUUUAAUCACAGCACUCCGAAAGACAAUGGGCUGUUUCCAUGUGGGACAUGCGGUAAAGCGUUUACAGAGGCUUCCCGGUUAAAGAACCACGAAGCGCAACACGGAGCACACCUCGGUGUAAACAACAUCAGUGACAGCCUGUCAACAGCGGGCGGCAUUUCUUUAAUGUCUCCGUCUGCUCUGGAGGAAAACGGCGUGCAGUUACACGGAGGGCUGGACAACGGUCGAAAACGGGAGAGGACCAGGCGGCAUGUUGGCUGUGACAUUUGCGGUAAAGUUUUCCGCGACGUUUACCACCUGAACCGACACAAGCUCUCCCAUUCCGGGGAGAAGCCGUACGCAUGCCAUGUGUGCGGACUCCGGUUCAAACGUAAGGACAGGAUGUCAUACCAUGUUCGCUCCCAUGACGGCUCGGUCGGCAAACCUUAUGUGUGCCAAAGCUGUGGUAAAGGUUUUUCAAGACCAGACCACCUGAAUGGACAUAUCAAACAGGUUCACACAACAGAGAGACCCCACAAGUGCCAGAUUUGUAAUGCCUCUUUUGCUACAAGAGAUCGCCUCCGGUCACACCUUGCAUGCCAUGAGGACAAAAUCCCCUGCAAGGUUUGCGGCAAGUUUCUGCGUGCUGCCUACAUGACAGACCACCUCAAAAAACACAGCGAAGGGACGCAUAACUACUGUGGCAUUUGCAACAAAGGUUUCUCCACUGCGUCCUACCUUAAGGUGCAUAUAAAGACACACCAUGGCUCUCCACUGCCCCCCUCCGCCACAAUGCACAUCUUCCCUGAACCACGGGGGGAGCUGCAGAUGCACAACGGCACCCCUUACCACAUGGGACGCCAGUGCUCGGUGGAAGACCUGUGCGCCAGUCGCCAGCUGCUUCUCACCUCCACUGAGGCAGAGGGUCGCUUUCAUGGGCUCUCUGGACCCCCAGUGCUCCUGCUCCCCCAGCCUGGCCCUCUGCAGCCUGAGCUCAUGGGGAAGGCAGGUGGGGCUCCGUAUUUCUGGGAUUGUCGCUCUGGCGGGGUGCCUGGCUUCCCCGUCCAUGGGCCUGCUGCAGACGGGCAGGAAAACACUGGGAAGUGUCCUCAUCUGGAAUCAGAAGAAUCCGAUCCUUCAUUUGGGGAAUUGUCUAACGGUGACGAGCUUAAAUCUCCUCAGAAACCUGACGAGCCGGAGCUGGAGAUGCCCUCUUUGGCCUGUAAUGGGGCCUCUACCGGGGCCCUCAGCUCCCCCGAGGGAUCUAAAGCCAAGACGGACCCUGAGAAGAAGUUUAUCUGCAGCAUUUGCGGUCAGGCUUUCCGCACCAAGUCCUACCUCAACAAGCACCAGCACAGAGUUCACAAAGCCCAGAAGGCCCAGGGGACCUCAGGGCCAGCCUUAAAUGAGCUGGGCCCCUCCCUGACCUCUCCCUUCUCCCCCCAACAGAACAUGUCUCUGCUCGAGUCUUUUGGCUUUCAGAUAGUCCAGUCUGCUUUUGCCUCUUCUCUGGUGGAUGCUGAGGCGGGUCAGAGUGGAAUUGACUUUGGAACGAAGUGACUUAUUUGCUAACGUUCAUUUUAGGACAAAGAAGAUGCUCUGUAUUUGGGAAUAACUUUGCCUCAAGGUAACUCUUUCAGUUUGUUACGUCGCUUAAUGUGUAUCUUAUAUUUUUGUCACAGACUGCCAUACGAUUCCUACUUUUUCUACUUUUUCCAAGUAUGAAAAGUGUGUGCACGGUGUUUAAAACGUUCUUUUAAAAGAAAUGACAUGAAGGUUUUAUUUCCUUUAUCUGAUGUGGAUCUGUUGAAGUCAUGUUUGGUAUUCUUAUAUUUGUUUCUUCGCUGGUGUGUUAUUGAGCUUUCUUAGCUGCACAACAUUUACUUGACAUGAGAUGUUUUAUUUACUGCAAGCUUAAAACAAGUAAUUGUCUGUACGCCCACUUUAACUGCUCUGAUGUACUCGGUAAAUUGACCUUUGGCCCUUACAGUGAUUUUUAUGUUUCAUAAUAUUCCUCUUUCUCUUGAAGGCUGUAAACAGAUGUAUUUACCUCAGAUCAACCAGAGGGCUGAGUUAUGUAUCUAUGUUGUUCUCUACUUCUUUUAAGGAGGAUUGUGAUUUUAUUAAGGACAGGGAUUUAAUUGGUCCUCAAUUUUGGUGGCAUAUUUACUUUAAUCUAUUAACUUUUCCCAACAAAAAUCAUAACAGGCCCACGGCAUUUUUUAUGACACUUUUAUUCUAACCAACUCUCUUCAGCUUCAUUCCCGAAAGUUUCCGUUUGCUUGCCACACUUAAAUGAAUUACUAUUGAAAGGAUUACAGUUAAGAGCCGGAGAUAAAUGUACUUUUACUAGAAAUGCACAUGAUCAUGAUAACUCCUUCACGUUUUCUUUGUCUGUUUGCAUUGUUGGUUGCGCCGGUCGUCAGAAAUGAAUGCGACGUACCCUCUAGAAUGCCUGGUUAAAAAGCAGGAACGUGUCCGUCCUAAGAAGCACUUUUUAAUCACGUCCUAUUUGAACUCUUGCAGCACCCACACGAAGCUUAUAAUUUAUUGUUAAACCAAAAAAGUAUAAUAAAGCUUCCUCAUUGAAGAAAAUGAGAAACGAGUUAAUUAUCGAGCUAACAUCAUGAGAUUUUAAUAAAAAGCAAGAGCAAACCAACCCCUUGUACUGACAGAAAAUUGAAAUGCCUACGAAAUGCAAGGGGAACUAACUGAUUUUAAAGCUCUAAUAGCACCUCAUAUUUCUUUCUUUUAGUUUUUAUUUCUAUAUCCAAGUCUUUAAAAAAGCUGGUAGAAGCAUCUUUUUUCAUUAUUUGAAGCCUUUGGUGUUUCUAUUCACUAUUAACCUGAGCGAUUAUAAGUCUUAACCACAGAGCACAGUAUAUACCCUGAUGCCAUAGCUGAUCUGAAGAUAUCUCUAAUCUAAAUGAAUAAAAUCUGCUAGCAGCUUGAUAUCAAAAGCUCUUGGUACGUUUCUGAUUUGAACAUUUGAACAUUAUUUAUUUAAAAAAAGCUGGAGACAAAAGAUAAUGAAAUGAAUUUUCCAAGGAUAAAAUUGAUUUAAACCUGCAAAAUGUGUCUGGAAACAUGCCUUGCGCUUGUUAGGGAUGAGCUUUGUAUCCCCCCUACACUAACAAUGUUUUAACGCUGUGGUGAUUAGUCAUUGAUCAGCUGUGUACAUUCAACAGGGACCAAGGUCAGGUAUAUAUUUUCAGUAUAUAUUUUGAGAAAUGUAGAUUAUAUUUUAUUAACUUAUUCAUGCCCUGGUUUCGUGUACAGUUGUUUUUUUAUUGUCAAACUAAAAUCUUGUGAUUUGCUUGUUUUGAUAAUUUUUCACUCUAAAUUAUGUUAAAUAGAAAUGUGUGGUGAUGUGUGUUGUGCAACAGCUGGUAGGGUUAGGAGGAGCCUGAUCCACCAGCCUCUGGACCGACCAAACAAAAUGCUAGUUUUAUAGAGUCAUGUUAUUAAGCUCACUUUCUUUGUGCUCCUUCCUUUUCAUCGCCUGCACUACUUGUAUUGCUCACUCACAUCCUGUCAGAUACACUUGUGCUGUUAGAAGAUGACGAGUCUUGGGUUUGCGCUAAUGGCUACAUCCAAGCUAUCCAUUUUUUGUUGUCAAAUUGUGUUUCAUUCAAAAAUGUUGGACAAAGACAUUCCUGUAAUGAGGACAGACUAAAUUGGAUGGUUCCUCAAAUUGAAACGUCCCCUGUUUCUGGUUUGCUUUGUGUAAUUUGAAAUUUGACCCCACUGUAAAGAGGAUGUUUUUAGGCCGCUGAAUUAGUUUUGCAUCUUAAGAAGUCCGAUUGGAGGUUACUGAUAAGAAGAAACCAGGUCUGGCGAUCAAUUCCCUGUUAGUUAAUAUGAAUAUAGUUUUGGUUAAACAAUCAGAAUCGAAAUUGCAGACCCUUUUCAGACUCAUACUUCCUCUGUAUAUACUGAAACACAAAAUAAGCCAUCACGGUCCGAAAAUCUAAUCGGCGUCUUUUGUUAGAAGAGAUCCAAACGAAAAGGAUAAGAUUGAGGAAUACAAUGCAAUCAUCUUUUAUCUUAUUGACCUCUCACAGAAAUAACACAUCAGGUGAUUAACAUGUAUCCCAAAAGUCUGUUGUUUUUUUCUUAUGUUGAAAAAUCUGCAUUACGACGCAAAACCCAAUCCAACAGUGCAGUAGCUAGCAGUGUCUGUGUGUGGUUAGAAAAGAGUGUAUACAUGCGUGUCUUUUUCUGUGUUAUAUUCUGUGUUUCCUGCUUUGUUUAAUUAUUAUUUGUGCAUAAUUUAGCCUCUUAAAAUCCAGUACAUUCCUAUAUUAUUUAUGUUUUUUUUGUGAUUGUAACAAGUGUAUAUACCAUUCAUAUACACAUUCUAUAAAUAUAUAUAUAAAUAUAUAUGAACCAACCAAUAUGAGCAGUGUUUGUCAUGGUGGUCCUGUACAUAUAUAGAUUUUGUUUUUCUUGUCCAUCAUGUGGAGGGAUGUUAAGUUAUGGCCAUUUGAUUGAAAGUGUAAACUGCAUGUUCUGGCAUGCGAGCCGAGCUUCGGACUGAAUGUCGAUCACUGGUUGGUGGCAGCGAUGGUUUCCCUGCUCACCGCUCUGUCACUGGGCUCUGGUAGCGCUCACACUGCCAGUCGCACGAUUCAAGUCUCUGACCUAGUGUUUUUUCUCCUUUUUUUAUCCACUCUGCACUAGUAUUUACUCCUUUAAAAGGUGAUAAGGGUUGUUUUUAUUAUUGAUUAUUUGAAAAGAAGUGGAAGAUGCUGUAAGGAAAUAAUGUUCCUUUGUUUGUGUUCUCUACUGGGAUUGUAUGAUUUUUUUUUUUUGUUUCACUCAUGUUGGUACUCGAGUGUAAAAGGUGUUUUCAUUGAGUAUUUAGGCCUAAAUGUUUUUGCUUUUCUGCUUUUGGUCUGUUGCAAAGUGCCUUCCAAAUACUGAUUGUGCACAGCAGUGGAUUAAAAAAGGUCCUCUUUUCUAAAGGUUAGGAAUUGUACAGAGUGACUUGCAUUGACACUUUUGUAUAAAAACACACAGAAAAUGUACAAUAUGUUAACUUGGUAUUUUAUCAUCGUACUCAACAGGAUAGCUCUUAUGACGUGUGAGCUACUUGAUUUGUUAUUUGGACAUAUUUCAAUAUACGCAUAAUUUUCUAUAGAUAUUUGUUUUUGUACUCUGUUAUUGAGUCUCAUCUCUCUUGUUGGUACAGAGAUGAGCAACAAAUAAAUUGCAAUUGAAAAAGAGCCUAA